Messenger RNA from Aspergillus nidulans FGSC A4, 2243 nucleotides. Its product is annotated as C2H2 type zinc finger domain protein. Lineage: Eukaryota; Fungi; Ascomycota; Eurotiomycetes; Eurotiales; Aspergillaceae. The coding region runs from base 447 to 2243 and encodes 598 amino acids. Gene Ontology annotation, cellular component: nucleus. Gene Ontology annotation, molecular function: DNA binding; RNA polymerase II cis-regulatory region sequence-specific DNA binding; zinc ion binding. The transcript has 6 exons. The record is from RefSeq and is a predicted model, not a curated record. Gene Ontology annotation, biological process: regulation of transcription by RNA polymerase II; DNA-templated transcription.
GGCUUCAAAAUCUACUCUCCACUCCCCCAGACCUGCGUUUCUGCUGGUGCCUCCUUGUGGAUGAAUUGUCGAUGUAUUGUCGACUUAACCCGCAUUCCACUACUGCUGGACGAUGCCACCAUCAACCACAUCCCCAGGCGCCAAGCCUCUGAUAUGUCAAGGUGUGCGAGAAAGGAUUCUCCAAGGCUGAACAUUUGAGGAGACAUGAACGUUGCCAUACCGGAUCUAAGCCGUUUGUCUGCAAAGAAUGUCGUCGUCCAUUUGCGCGCCAAGAUGCCCUGACCCGCCACGAGAAAUUGCAUACCCGCGCCGCUGCGACCAAGCAAGCACAGGCACAGCAGUCCUUGCAGGUGCCUCAGGUGACCUCGUUGGACACUCUGACCUGGGAUGCUGCUCGAUCACCGGCCGAAGCUGGGGUGUCAACGUCCGCAACAGACCAGCCAUGGAUGGCAUCUGAUGCUCAUCAGGCGUCGGGGUUGCAGGGCGUAGCCUCAGACCUCGACUUUGCCCUAAUAUGGCCCGACUCCGAGAAUCUGUUCCAGAGUAUCAUGUCCUCGGAUUCUCCGGACCAGUGGCAGAUACCUCUCGGAUCUCUCCCUAUCCCUCCAGUCGUGCAGGAUGUGAGCGGUAUGAAUUUUGGCUCACCCAACUCUUUCGAUGACCGAGCCUCUUCUAUCGGCACGAUCCCCUCGGGCGGGAGCCAUCAGGCUGUCCGGGAUGUUUCGGACAUGGUGACAAGCUCGUCCUCCAGCGUAACCGCUGCGAUAAAGGCGACUUCGAUCACAUCUGUAUUUCUGGAUGAAUGUCUACACAUGUUCUUCGUACGAUUCAUUCCGACCUUCCCGAUCCUGCAUCGAGCAACCUUUGUUUUCCGCGAUUGCACCCAUCCCCUACUGCUAAAUGCUAUGGCCCUCGGGUCUCUGUAUCUCGGCCCCAAGGACUCAGUCGCGAAGUGGCAAUCGUUGAUCACUCACCGCGGCCCGUACGACGCUUGCAACGGCGUACAGCUUCUGCUUACUGCUCUUUUGGGACAGAUAUAUGGGGCCUUGUCCAAGAGUCGAGCCAUUCGCACUACCAGCCAGGUUUUCCGUCCUCUGGGCUUCUUCUGGGCACGACACUGCGGCAUGCUAGACAGUGAACCCUUCUCUAUAGAGGACGUUCCAUUCCCCAAUACCCCCAGCUCCGAGAAAGAUCGCAAAUGGCGAACAUGGGCUGCGCGAGAGAUCCAACAGCGAGCCCUGCUAGCAUACUAUAUCCUAGAUGGACUCGUGGCACAGAUGUCUGGUGAUGGAGCUUCCACUCGCCACGUCGCUAACCCGCUCACUCUACCCAGCAGCGAGGCUGCAUUUGACGCCAAUACUGCUGACGAGUGGUUAACGCACAUGCGCUCUCAAAAAGCAGAACAACCCUCCUUCCGACUCAUCUUCCGCUCCCUCUUCCCACCAACAAGUAGCUUCCGAGCUCUCGACUACCAAUUAUCCGCCUUUUCACUCCGUGUAAUACUCGAAGGCCUCCAAUCCCUCGUCUCUGACUCAGACGAGUGCGACCUCGCCGCCGUUGGUGUCCCCGGCCGCUCAGAUGUCCGACGAGCCCUCGCCCAAGUGCACGAAACAAUCACAAUGAGUAUCCACCUCUCUGCCCCGGAACGCCUCGAGGUCCUCCUCCGCUGGCAUACCAUCUGCCUCGACACCAUGAUUAAUUCUACCGUCCUCUGCCGCCACGUCUGCACCCGUUACGACAUCCCGCAACAAGUUUCUGGCGGUUCGCGCACCCUCCGUCCAGGCUUUGACAUGCUAAAUUGGGUUAACACCGAAGACGCCCGCCGCGCCUUACUCCAUGCCAUCGCCAUACAAGACAUAAUCGAACAACUACCCCGCGGCCGUGCCCACGUCAUCCAUAUGCCCUCUUCGCUUUUCGCCGCAGCAACAGUCUACGUUGUCUUCGCUCUCGCGGGUAUAGCGAAUAUUCAUCUCCCGCGCACAGUUGUAUGGCAGGACGCGCUGCUUUCGCAUGCGGACUUGAACCUCGGCUGUGAGUCUGGAUUCCGGCCAUCUACAGGCUCUGAAACGAGCCGGUUUGUAACGGAGGGAAGGACGGAUUCUCCACCUGGGGUUGCGGCGGUCCGCAACCUUCUUUAUGAGAUGAAUUCGAUGCAGAAGCUGUUUCGGUGUCUAAUUUCGCAGUGGGGUAUUGCGCAUGAUAUGGAGGAGAUUGUCAAUCAGUGGAUUAUUUUAUGUCAUUAG